This is a messenger RNA of Carcharodon carcharias (great white shark), 2260 nucleotides long. RefSeq names its product zinc finger protein 436-like. Bases 1074 to 1943 code for a protein of 289 amino acids. NCBI's taxonomy places the organism in Eukaryota, Metazoa, Chordata, Chondrichthyes, Lamniformes, Lamnidae. Gene Ontology annotation, cellular component: PcG protein complex; transcription regulator complex. Gene Ontology annotation, biological process: regulation of transcription by RNA polymerase II. The transcript has a single exon. The record is from RefSeq and is a predicted model, not a curated record. Gene Ontology annotation, molecular function: DNA-binding transcription factor activity, RNA polymerase II-specific; RNA polymerase II cis-regulatory region sequence-specific DNA binding.
UGUUGUGUCAAGUUCUGUCGAAGGGUUAUGAGGACUCGAAACAUCAACUCUUUUCUUCUCCGCCAAUGCUGCCAGACCUGUUGAGUUUUUCCAGGUAAUUCUGUUUUUCCUUUGUUGUGAGUCGGACUCGGUGGAAACGGGAGAAGAAACCGGGAAGCGGCGGCCAGGAUGGGGGAGGCGCUGCAGCAUCGCUUUAAUGGGCAGCCCCCACCCCCCAGCCCGGAGAGGUCACCGCACGGCCGCCGGGCACGGCCUCUGUCAUUUGGCCUCUGAGAGCCGCACUCGCUGUUCCUGAGGCUGCGCUCGCCCCCCGCUCAGUUCCUCCAUUGAAUCCUGUUUCUCUCCUUGUUUUUCCCAACUCAGAUUCACCGCCUCAUUUUCUUUUCUUCCUCUGAGCCCCUGAACUCCAUCUGACAGGGUCAUGUUGGAGAGCGGGCAUUGACUGUCCUGGGAAACAACAGCAAGAGGAGCUCAGAGGCCGGAGGGGCAAAGGGAGCAGCGAGUUCAGUCACCAAUCGGGGGGAUUGAGGACUGGACCCUGAGUCAGUCAGUCAGGGGAGUCAGAGUGAACCCCUGGGGAAUCAGUCAUCUCUGAAAAAUUAACCGAGUAUCUCUUUUAUCAACAACACAAUUUAAUAUUUGUCAGUUUAAAUUUUUUUAUAUUCUUUGUUACCUCAAACCCAGGACAUCUCUGCAGGAAUUCCUCAGGGCAGAAUCCUGGGCCCAACCAUCUUCAGCUGCUUUAUCAAUAACCUUUCUUCCAUCAUAAGUCAGACUUGGGAAUAUAUUGUGGUUCCUUCACUGUCGCUGCGUUGAAAUCGUGGAACUCCCUCCCUAACAGCGUCGACAUCACAUGGACUACAGCAGUUCAAGGAAGUGAAUAGGAAGAUUUGCUGACAGGAAACUCAAACCAAACAUCAUGUCAAAACCUGACAGAUUCACUCAAUACAUCAGGCGCUGGAUAUCAUUGAACCAUUAAUAUAGAAGGAGAAAGUUAACAGCCUGAAAAAGCAUCGCACCUUUCACAGUGGGAAUAAACUGUGUGUGGACGAGGUUUGAUCUGACCAUCCAAUAUGGACCGCCACAAGGACACCGGCACCAUGGAGAAACCGUGGAAAUGUGGGGACUGUGGAAAGGGAUUUGGUUCCCCAUCAAAGCUGGAAAUUCAUCAACGCAGCCACACUGGGGAGAGGCCGUUUACCUGCUCCAUGUGUGGGAAGGGAUUCACUCAUUCAUCCAACCUUCUGAGACACCAGCACAUUCACACUGAGCAGAGUUCAAUCAUCUGCUCCAUAUGUGGGAAGGCAAUCAGUCAUUCAUCAAACUUUCAGAGACACCAGCAAACUCACAGUGGAGAGAGGCCAUUCACCUGCUCCGUGUGUGGGAAGCGAUUCACUCAGUCAUCCUACCUGCUGACACACCAGCGCAUUCACACGAGGAAGAGUCCGUUCAUCUGCUCCUUGUGUGGGGAGGGAUUUAAUCGAUUAUCCAGGCUUCUGAAUCACCAGAGAAUUCACACUGGGGAGAGCCCAUACACCUGCUUUAUCUGUGGCAAGGGAUUUAAUCGGCCAUCCAAACUACUGACACACCAGCGAAUUCACACUGGGGAGAGGCCAUUCACCUGCUCCAUGUGCGGGAAGGGAUACAUCAAUUCAUCUGACCUGUUGACACAUCAGCGAGUUCACACUGGUGAGAGGCCAUUCACAUGUUCCAUGUGUGGAAAAGGAUUCAUUCGGUCAUCCCACCUUCUGACACAUCAACUUGUUCAUACUGAUCAGAGACCUUUUAAAUGUUUUGACUGUGAGAAGACCUUUAAAAGUGAAAAGGAUCUGAUUACACACCAGCGAGUUCACACUGGGGAGAGGCCAUUCACCUGCUCUGUGUGUGGGAAGGGAUUCACUCAGUCAUCCUCCUGCCUGACACAUCAGCGAGUUCACAAGUGACUAUGGGGAUUGAAAUCCGUGGUUACUGUUGCUGUUAAUCUUGUUCAGGAUUGAAUGUUUGUUUCUGCAGAAAUAUAAUUGUGCAAAGAUGGGUGGCAGCUCAGAAGACUGGACAGAAUUUAAAAUAAGAAAAGAAUGACUGAAAGAUUAAUAAAGAGGGAAAAGGUCAAGUAAGAGAGAAAACUAGUUAGAAAUAUAAAGACAGAUAGUAAGAGUAAAUAUUGAUAUUUAAAAAUGAAAAGAGUUAAAGUGAGGGUUGCUGCAUAGAAAGUGAGUCUGGCGAGUUAAUAACGGAAAAUAAGGAGAUGGCAGAUGAA